AUGAGAAACAAUAAUAAUUAAUAAUUCAAGUAUGUCGCUAUCUUAUUUCCUAAAUACAAAAUAGAUUCUGAAAUCUAUUAAACCCUUUCAUCUUAACAAUUUUUAUCUAUUAAUCCAUAAAUCCAAUUAUUACCCAAAAUUCAGCCUAUGUAAAUAAAAUCAUAGCCUAAUUCUCCUGUUAAAGUUAAAUCAAAAAUGUUAACUAUCCUACUAUUACAAUUUAAAGAUUAAAUUGUUUUAAUUAUUACAAUUUAAAGAUUAAAUUGUUUUAAUAGAAUAAAUGCAUUGAACUGUUCGAUAAAAACAUUGUGCUAAAUUUUUAAAUACUAUAAACUAAAUAAAAUAAGAUAAUUUUAGUUAGACAACCCUUGA
Molecule: messenger RNA, 372 nt
Organism: Paramecium sonneborni
Lineage: Eukaryota; Ciliophora; Oligohymenophorea; Peniculida; Parameciidae
Source: the annotation of a GenBank genome assembly